Benincasa hispida (wax gourd) is the source of this 747-nucleotide messenger RNA. RefSeq names its product zinc finger protein 3-like. Gene Ontology annotation, biological process: negative regulation of abscisic acid-activated signaling pathway. NCBI's taxonomy places the organism in Eukaryota, Viridiplantae, Streptophyta, Magnoliopsida, Cucurbitales, Cucurbitaceae. The record is from RefSeq and is a predicted model, not a curated record.
AUGAGUCUUCCUGCAAAAUCAGAGCUACAAACUACCAGCAUCAACUCAUUAGUAGAUGAACUUCCAUGGCUGCAAGAUCCAAGUGACUCAAAAGACACAAGCCCUGAACUUGUUUCCCUCGAUUUAAAGCUCUCGAAUAAGGAUUUGGGUGGGAGUUUGAUGCCAGAAGAACUGAACCUUGUUGACUCUUUUGAUGCUGAUAAUUUACCAAAUGACAGAUCUUACCAAGGUGUAGAAGAAGCAGCGGCUAAGCCUCGAGUUUUCUCGUGCAAUUAUUGCCCGAGGAAGUUCUUUAGUUCCCAGGCACUUGGAGGCCACCAAAAUGCUCAUAGUCGAGAGAGAAAAAUAGCUAAAACAGGCAAUAAAUUGGUUACCAAUUCAACUGGGAGCAAAUACUCGAGUGUGCCUUCUCUGCCUCUGCAAGGCUUCAAUGGAUCAGUUGGAAUUCAAGCACGUUCACUGAUUCACAAACCUUUUUCACAUUCACCUUUUUUUGGUUCCUUGCAUCCUUUUCAGCUUGAGGUCUGGAGCAGGCAGUCUCUUUACACCCAAGUGGCAGCUGGCCAAUGGCCCUCGCCAGAGAAUUAUCUGUCGGGGACCUCACCGGUACCGCCAUCAAGUAGCGGAGCAGCAUGUUGUGAUGCUGGUCGGACGCUGUCGUUAAAUAGUGACUCAUUCUCGGAUUCAAACUGUACUCAUAAUGAACUGCACGAGCUAGACUGUUUAGACUUGUCUUUAAGGCUGUAA